Messenger RNA from Spea bombifrons (plains spadefoot toad), 2369 nucleotides. It is a transcript of the gene NCEH1, whose product is annotated as neutral cholesterol ester hydrolase 1. Lineage: Eukaryota; Metazoa; Chordata; Amphibia; Anura; Pelobatidae. The transcript has 6 exons. The record is from RefSeq and is a predicted model, not a curated record. Gene Ontology annotation, cellular component: membrane. Gene Ontology annotation, molecular function: carboxylic ester hydrolase activity. The coding region runs from base 230 to 1456 and encodes 408 amino acids.
UGUUUGAUUGGAUUGGAUUUAUUUACCGUCUCCUCCUAGGUAUGAUGAAUCGAAACAGCUCUUUUAACAGCAGACUCUGCAAGGACAUGACACCAUCCUGCAUGGACUGCCCUUCCUGCCUUUGUCUGAUUGGAUAGGACAGGUCUGAGCCCUUCAAUUAAGUCAACAACCGUCGUGAAACUUUCGCUGUGAAGACUUUCUACGGAGCUGUGGAGAGCCAGUGUUCACCAUGAGAGUAGCGUCUGCCCUGCUUACUGCACUGACCGCCUUCUCAGCCUAUUAUGUGUACACUCCUCUGCCCAGCACAGUGUCCGAGCCCUGGAAGCUCAUGCUGCUAGACGCCACCUUCAGAUGUGCGCAGGAUUUGAGCAACCUGGCCCAUUAUAUUGGCUUUAGCCAUCACUUGAGGGUCCUGAAUUUCAUCUCUGGUUACUUUGACAAGCUUGAUCCGUUUUCAUCUGGCCAUCUAAAAGUUACAGACACUGUCUUUGAUGGAGUGGAGGUCAGAAUCUUUGAGCCCAUGAAGGAGCCUUAUGAAACUUUAAAGCGCAGCAUUAUUUAUAUCCAUGGAGGAGGAUGGGCUCUCGGAGGUGCAAGAAUGAGAUCUUACGACAGUUUGUGUCGGAAAAUAUCUGAGGAUGUGAACGCAGUGGUUGUCUCAAUUGAAUACAGGUUAGUGCCAGAUGUUCAUUUCCCCACACCAGUGUACGAUGUAUUGUCUGCUUCAAAGUACUUCAUGCGUCCAGAAGUUCUCGAGAAGUACUCUGUUGACCCGGACAGGAUUGCCAUUUCUGGAGAUAGUGCAGGAGGGAAUCUGGCUGCCGUUGUGUGUCAGCAGCUUGCUGAAGAUCCCAAUGUAACAACCAAAGUAAAACUUCAAGCUUUAAUUUACCCAGUACUUCAACUAUUAGACUUCAAUACACCUUCUUAUCAGCAAAACACAGACAUGCCCAUCCUCUCUCGAUUUGUUAUGAUUAAGUUCUGGUUGGACUACCUAAAUGGGAGCCAUGCAUAUGCCCAUGCAUUGCUGGUUAACAAUCAUACAUCUCUUGACGUAAGGGAGGCUGGUUCCCUACGGGAACGUUUAAACUGGAAUUCACUACUUCCCUUGGCUUUCAAGAAGGACUACAAGCCUGUGUUGCAAAGCACUGGGACCCCUAAUAUAAUCCAAGCGAUACCUGCAUUACUUGAUAUACGGGCCUCUCCUUUAAUAGCACAGAAGGAGACCCUUCAGCUUCUUCCAAAGACUUAUAUCCUGACCUGCGAGCAUGACGUGCUGAGGGACGAUGGAAGUAUGUACGCCAGGCGAUUGCAAGAGGCAGGGAUUGAUGUUACUCAUGAUCACUACGAAGACGGGUUCCAUGGCUGCAUGAUCUUUGCCACUUGGCCAACCUACUUCUCAAUUGGUGCUCGGACAAGAGAUGCUUACAUCAAAUGGCUUAAUGAGAAUCUGUAGAGAACAACAAAGCAGUACCAUUGUCAGCUAGUCUAUAUUCAUUUGGCACAUUGCAUAAAAAUCCAUCUAGUGCCAUAGUCCAUCAGAGCUAAAUGGGAAGAAGCAUCACUGCAUGUUUGCCACUUUAAAAUAAUGUUGUAUAUACAUACAUGGGUGUCAUUUAAAGCGGGACUAGAAACACAAUGCCCUCUUUUGUCAACCACAUUGUGAGAAAACCAAGAUUUUAUUUAAGUAGGCCCUAGACAGAAUAGUACUUGAAAACACAUAACGCUUCCUAAUGCUAAAGUAACUGGAAUAUAUGUGUGACACAGAAAAAGGCAAAUCUUUUUUCUUUAAAAGUAUGGGAUGUCAAAUGCUUAGAACCUGAAACAUGCAGCAUUGCACCUAAAAACAUGUCAUUUUUAAUAUUAGUACUGGGUAUAGUUGGGGUCUUUUUAUGUUGUUUAACACUGAAAUAUCUUUGCACUUUCAUACAUUAACCCUUAUAGUUUUAGAAGGGGAAGGAAGCGAAGCUUCAGGAUUAUUGGGUAGGGUCCAGCAAUAACAACACUCCAAACACACUCAAACUCACAAACAGAAGUAAAGAGAACAAAGAAAAUACCCCACUCCAUACUAGAAAAUGUUCUGGGAAAUGUUGUGACUGUCCUUCAAAUAAUGUUUCAUAAGAAAAAUACAAGCUAAAGUGAAACUGUGUUUUGAGUAUAGAAAUGCCAGGCUGAGCUUAUCACCAACCCCACUUCUGAGUUCAGAGAUGCUGAUGUAUGGGAAGGGUUUGUACUGCUGAGUAUGCGAUGCUAUACACAGGUGUAUAUCUUUGGAAAAUACACAUUGCUCAUCCAUUUUCCUGACUGCAGCCCUAAGUCUCUAGGUACAGUAGCUUUUUCUAACAAGACAAUGGGGACGCUAUCAGAUU